Molecule: messenger RNA, 1124 nt
Organism: Populus trichocarpa (black cottonwood)
Lineage: Eukaryota; Viridiplantae; Streptophyta; Magnoliopsida; Malpighiales; Salicaceae
Product: PRA1 family protein F3
Exons: 1
Coding region: 349-933 (194 amino acids)
Biological process (GO): vesicle-mediated transport
Cellular component (GO): Golgi apparatus; endoplasmic reticulum
Source: RefSeq, a predicted model, not a curated record
UCAGUCGAGUCUCUCUCUCUAAAUGUCUAUAACAUCUCUUCAUUAUUGGCCCCAAUUUACACCCUCAAUCCUUGCCGGCCUACCCUUUUCUCUACCCCUACAACUCGCAAAAGAAGCGAAACGGCGUCGUCUUCACAAGCCUCUGCUCUCGGCGCUCUUUCCCGACAAAUAUCUAGCCAUUAAAAAAGGAAAUGCCUUCUUUAUAGAGAUCCACAAAACCGCCACUCACUCUGUAACAGCGAACCGAUCUCUCCUCUCGUCUUUCUCAGUCACUUUUCCAUCUCCAGCUUCGUACGGUUCCCUCCCAACCACCGCACCCCGUCGACCUUCCUCACACGCGCCACCAAUAUGGCAUCCACCAUCUUCGCCACUCGCCGCCCAUGGCGCGAAUUAAUUGAGCGCCCAUACUCCCUCGGCAAUACCACAGUCCGCAUAAAACGGAACCUCUCCUACUUUAGCGUUAAUUACACAAUGAUAAUCCUCUCUGUCCUCUUCUUAAGCCUCUUAUGGCACCCUCUCUCAAUGAUUGUCUUCUUGAUCGUCUUCGUCGCCUGGUUUUACCUUUACUUCUUUCGUGACCAGCCAUUGGUGAUUUUCCACCGCACGAUUAAUGAUCGUGUGGUGCUUGGUUUGCUCGGUGUCGCUACUAUUGUUGCUUUGAUUUUCACACACGUGUGGUUAAAUGUCUUGGUUUCGCUUUUGAUUGGAGCUGCUAUUGUUCUCUUACACGCUGCGUUUAGAAGAACUGAUGACUUGUAUCUGGACGAGCAAGAUUUGCCAUCGCCUAUCGCUCGACACGCAACGGUAACUAUGGCUUCCCCGUCUCGGGAUCCGGUUCCACCAGAAUUUCAUCCUCAAGUCCACUCAGAUGUAGUCAAACUCAGCCCAGAUGUAGUCAAACUCCGCCCAGAUGUAGUCAAACCAUGGUGUUAAAAUCACUGACUCGAAAUAUUUUACGACUCAAUAUAUACUUAAUGUAAAAUUAUUUUAAAAACUCAAAAAUAAAUGAAAUUAAGUUGAACUCGGGUAAAAUUAUUAAAAUUAGAUGAAAUUAUGUAAUAACAUAAUUUCAAAACCGUUUUAACGAUUUGAACAUAAAUAAUAAAAUUAUUGUUAUUAUUUCA